Messenger RNA from Gadus chalcogrammus (walleye pollock), 4070 nucleotides. Its product is annotated as tetraspanin-10-like. The transcript has 12 exons. Lineage: Eukaryota; Metazoa; Chordata; Actinopteri; Gadiformes; Gadidae. The record is from RefSeq and is a predicted model, not a curated record. Bases 3098 to 3817 code for a protein of 239 amino acids. Gene Ontology annotation, cellular component: membrane.
UCGUCCUCUAGGCAACAGUACAGUUCUGGCUCCUUGUGUGUCCGUCAGAAGGUCACAAGCCCCCGUGACCCCCCGUGACCCUGUGACCCCCCGUGACCCCGUGACCCCCCGUGACCCUGUGACCCCCCGUGACCCUGUGACCUCCCGGUACACUGUCACCUCUGCAACUUCAGAGGAGCUGUGGGUCCACUCCAAGCCCUGCGGUCCGAUCCUGAAGAGUCAUCUGACCUUCCUCAUCAGAGUCAGUAUAGGAGUCAUAUCUGCCUUCACCACUGUUCUGAUGGCUGCUAUGCUCCUGUCUCUAGCUCUGGCUCUGGAGAGGUUCUGGACUCACUGGAAAACACCGGUGGUGGAGACCACCGUGGACGACUUCAACAGAGUCAAAUACCAGCCUCAACCCUCCCUAACCUGACCCUUGACCCCUGACCUCUCAGCCUCAACCCUCCCUCACCUGACCCCUGACCUCUCAGCCUCAACCCUCCCUCACUCGACCCCUGACCCUUGAACUCUCAGCCUCACUCCUCCCUCCCCUGACCCCUGACCUUCACCAUGUUAAACCCUACUUCCUGGUUCUCUGGUGUGUUUCCUGCUGCUGUUUUGCGGUCGACAGGAAUCAAAGCUCUGUGUUGGUCUCUGAUUUGGAGCCUGUCAGCAAUAAAAUAACCCUUGAGAAACCACCUUUCAUUUGAGUGCGAUGCUGAAACCAGUGAGAUGUUCCUCUGAAUAUACCGACAAGCUCCUCUUCUGUUGUUGGGGGUUCAGAAGGACCACCAUGACAGACCUUCCUCAGUGGUCCUGAGCUGCCCAGCAGGGGGUGCUGUGAUCCACAGUCCGGGUCCUGAUGAACCAGGCUGGAGCUCCAGGUUCGAGAUGUUUAUUCAGAGUUCAGGAGGAGCCAGAGGUUCGGUUCGGUCUCAUUUGUUUAGAUGAAGAAGUAUGUUUAUUUGGUUGAUUGUUGUCCGGAAUGAGUGGACCCUUCUUGCAUGGCUCACGGCCUCUUUGCUCCUUGGAUGUUAGUAUUUUACGUCAACAAACAACCUAACAUGUAUAGAUCGAAUUGGCUAUGCUUGUUUUAGUACUGCCAAUCCCACCAAAGCCACCAAACCCGAUGUUUGGGUUUGGUGGCUUUCUUUCUUUAUUUUAGUGACAACCUGUGAUGGCCUGAAUAUGUGUGGCGCUCUCUAGUGGUCACAGAUCAUCAGGACCUCAGGGAGCCAUUUGGAGAACGGGCCACACCUUGCGAUUUUGCUUCUCCAUUUAAAUGAGCCGCGCUUUUUGCCUGCAUGCUCGUAGUUGAGGCAAGUGCUGCUGCUGAUGCUGAGACACAAAAACACAAGAUAGUCAUAAGUUUGGUCAAUACAAAAAGAAUAAUAAGCAUAAAUACAUGAAACACUGAAUAACUAAUUAAUGGAGCGAUUGCUUAGGUGCUAGAUUAUAGCUUAGUUGAUCGCUAUCGUGUGUGUGUGUGUGUGCGUGUGUGCGUGCGUGCGUGCGUGCGUUUGUGUGUGUGCGUGCGUGCGUGUAGUAUUGUUUAUUAUGGAAAAGAUCCGCUCAACAGGAGCAUUUGUGCCAGGCAGACACACGGCAGACAAAUUAUAAAUAGAUUUUUGUGCGCUAUCUCCCUGCUUCUCCACAUCUCCACCCACCACUCGUCCGCUGGUUUCCAUCAGCAUUCCACUGUGCGACCAUCCCUGUUGCGUAAUGCGGAUUGCGCAUAAUAAUAAUAAUAAUAAUACAUUUAAUUUAGAGGCGCCUUUCAAGACACCCAAUGUCACCUUACAGAGCAUAUAGUAUAUAGCAUAUAGUCAUCAUACAUUUUUUUUUAAAAACAAGACAUUGUGGAAAAAAUAAAUAAAUAAACAUAAGCAAUAAGAAAUAAAUAAAACAAAAACAAGACAAAACAAAACAAAAAAAAACAAUCAAAACAGUGAUAAGUUAGACGUUGUGUGCGAGUUUGAACAGGUGAGUUUUGAGUUGUGACUUGAAGGUUGUAAUGGUGUCUGACUGUUUUAUGUGUGGGGGGAGGGAGUUCCAGAGCCUGGGUGCUGAACAGCUGAAUGACCGGGCACCCAUUGUAGUGAGUCGUGAUGUGGGGAUACAGAGUAGUCCAGAAGAGGUUGAGCGGAGGGAGCGGGAGGGAGUGUAUUCUUGGAGGAGGUCUCAGAGAUAACUGGGGUCUAGGUUGUGGAGAGCUUUGUAGGUGAGGAGUAGGGUUUUGUAUUGGAUACGGUAGUGUACUGGGAGCCAGUGAAGUUGAAUGAGGACAGGGGUGAUGUGGUCAGAUGAUUUGGUGCGGGUGAUGAUCCGGGCGGCUGAGUUCUGAAUGAUUUGCAGUCUGUUAAUGAGUUUGGUGGGGAGUCCGGUGAGGAGGGCGUUGCAAUAGUCUAUGCGUGAUGUGACAAAUGAGUGAACUAGGAUUUCAGUGCUGGAUUGGGUCAAUGAUGGGCGGAGUCUGGCGAUGUUGCGGAGGUGGAAGAAUGCAGUCCGGGUGAUGUUGUGAAUAUGGGGUGCGAAUGAGAGGGUGUUGUCCAGGAUGACGCCGAGGACUUGACUUUGGAGGAGAAGGGUACUGGGAAUCCAUCGAUAAUUAUGAGUGGAGCUGGGGUGUGUUGUGAUUGAGUGAGGGUGGAUUUGGAUCCGAUGAGCAGGGCCUCGGUCUUGUUUCCAUUGAGUUUCAGGAAGUUCCUGUUCAACCAGCUCCGGAUCUCUUCCAGGCACGUGAUGAGGGAGGUGGGGGGGAUGGCAGCGGUGGGUUUGGUGGAGAUGUAGACCUGUGUGUCGUCAGCGUAGCAGUGAAAAUGGACCCCAUGGUGACGGAGGAGUGUGCCCAGCGGGAGGAGGUCUCAGAAUCGACAGCGAUGGAAAACCCUGAUGUCCUCUAACCACACAACCAUGGAACAACACAACACACCUUUACCCUCCACACACACAUACUCGUCACAAACAAACGCACACAUUCGUCACAAACACACAACUCCUCACAAACGCAAACUCCUCCUCACAUACACUCCUCCUCACAUAUACUCCUCCUCACACACUCCUCCUCACACACUUCUCCUCACACAAUCCUCUCAGGCUGCAGGAUCUCCUCGUCACCAUGGGUAAAAUCAACCGCUGUCUGAAGUGCGUCUUCGUCCUGCUCAACGCCGUGUUCGGGACCUUUGGAGUUUUGAUGAUAAUUGGACUUGUGAAGGCCCACCCGCAGCUGUCAAGAGAGAUGGGCCCCGAAUCCCUGGCUGGGCUGUGGGUAUUCUCCGUUGGGAUGCUGCAGGUUUCCAUCCUCGGGCUGACGGCCGCCAAGACCGAGAAGACAGCACUGCUCAAAGGGUUUGCAGGUCUGAUGGGGGCCAUAAUGAUCAUCAUGAUGAUCUUAGGGAUCGUCAAGGCUUACUACAGAAACCAGUUAAAGAACAUCACCCCUGACCCUGAGAUGAUGGCAGAUGACACAGUGCAAAAAGUUCUCGACAACAUCCAAGGGCAGCUCCAGUGCUGUGGCCUUAUGAGCUAUGAGGACUGGGGGAACAGUAUCCCUUUAUCCUGUGAGUGUUUAGAAGACAACGUGUGCACAGACCGCCCAGGGUACUUGGAACGUCCAGCUAAAAUCUACUCCAGGCCGUGCUUCCCCAUCGUGUCCGACCUGCUGGUUUAUGCCUUGACGUUCUCCAUGGGUGUCUUCUUUGUCUUCGCUGUCACCACUCUCCUCUGCCUGGGGGCGAGCCUCCUGAUGAUUGGUCAGGUGAGGCGUCACGACGGCGGGCGCGGAGGACAGGCCAUCGCCAUGACGACUCCUGGGUACAAGCUGAGCCCUGGCUCCUGACCUCUGACCUAACUCCUCAUUUCUGCUUCUAAAUGAGUCAGGGAAUAUGAUGUCAAUAGUGACAUCACCAGGAGACUGAGAGUGUUUCACUGGUGUUCCCAUUAAAGAAAACAAAAAAAAUUGUUCCUUAAUGUCAAGUGUUCCAUGUGUUCAUUCUCCUGUUACAAUGUACCUUGUUUCAGUGACUCCUCCCCUCCAUCAAUGUAAGAGGACAGGUGGACUCCUCCCUUCUAUGCAUAUAUAAUUAGCUGUU